CUGUAACAGCAGUGACACCAAGCAAGCACAAUAUUGUGAAGAUGAGCAAUUAUUCCACUAAUAACAAUGAGACUGUACCGAUAUUAUUUGGUUGGGAAGACUAUAGUGUAUUAGCGACAAUGCUGAUAGUAUCAUGUGCUAUCGGUAUCUUCUAUGGAUAUUUUAGUGAGAAACAAACGACUGGGGAUGACUUUCUACUCGGAGGCUCAUCAAUGGGCACGCUGCCGAUGGCUUUAAGCUUAGCUGCAAGUUUUGUGACAGCGAUAGAAUUGCUGGGGAACCCAGCGGAGAUGUACAUGGCAGGGGCGCAGUUCUGGAUGAUAUGCGUGGCGUUUGUACUCGUUGUACCGAUUGCCAGCCAACUUUACCUGCCAGUCUUUAUGAGACUCCGGUUGACGUCUUGUUACGAAUAUUUGGAAGUGCGGUUCUGCAAGUGGAUUCGCGUGUACGCCAGCGCCCUGUACAUGCUGCAGAUGAUACUGUAUACAUCGGUGGCGGUCUAUGCUCCGGCGCUCGCACUAUCUGAUGUUACGGGUCUAAAUACGUACCUGGCUGUCACUCUGGUUUAUGCUGUUUGCAUAUUUUAUGCUUCUCAAGGAGGCAUGAAGGCAGUGAUCAUGACAGACGCUUUCCAAUCCGCCGUACUACUGGGGUCUCUGGCUGCGGUCCUGGGACUUGGAGCAGUUCAGGUCGGCGGCCUCGACUUGGUAUGGGACCACGCCAGACGAACGGAUAGACUACAUUUUUUCGAUAUGAAUCCGGACCCGACCGUGCGACAUUCAUUCUGGUCGGUGGUUAUUGGCGGGACCAUAUACUGGCUAAGCAUGUUCUGUGCAAACCAGGCAUCGAUACAGAAGUACCUGUCAGUAGAACGCAUCGGUCAAGUGCGCGUGUCACUAUGGGUGUCCGCUAUAGGACUCACGGCGGUAUACUCCGUAAAUUUCGUAACCGGAGCCGUUCUUGCCGUACAUUAUGCUGAUUGUGAUCCCAUUCAGGCCGGGCUGACGAAGGCAUCCGACAGACUUCUCCCGCUGUACGUGGUACAUCAACUUGGUAGCGCUCGCGGAGUGCCUGGAUUCUUCGUCGCAGGAAUCUUUGCCGCCAGUCUUGGAACUGUUGCUUCAGCAUUGAAUUCUUUGGCUGCAGUCGCUUGUCAAGAUUUAUUGCGAGGACUACUUGGAAUAACAUUACCAGAAAACCGAGGAGCGUGUGUAGCGCGCUGGGUGUGCGUGGGCUGCGGUGCUCUGUCUUUCGGAUUGGUGUUCGCAGUGGAGCGACUGGGCCCGGUGUUACAACUCGCGCUGUCCUUUAACGGCAUGGCUGGCGGUGUCUCCCUCGGGCUUUUCACGCUUGGCAUGUUCUUUCCUUGGGCAAAUGCUAAGGGUGCCAUCGCAGGUGGCGUGUUGGGCCUACUGUUGGUGGUAGCGGUGGGCGGCGGCGCGCAACUGGCGCAGCUGCCUCUGCCGCACCUGCCGGCCUCUAUCGCUGGCUGCGUCGAGGGCUUCAACAGUUCGUCGCACAUGACCAUCUACCCCACAGAAAAUAGAGAUGAAGCUGUUUUCUGGCUGUUCCGUAUAUCCUACCUUUGGUAUACGGGUAUCGGUUGCGCGGCGACUCUGUUUGCAGGCUUGACCGUAUCCAUAUUCACGGGGAUAACGAACCCGGCACAUGUGCCGAUUGACCUUAUAUCGCCACCAAUCGUCAAGAUGCUAAAUUCAUUGCCCAAUAGAGUAAAGAAAUCGCUGCGAAUACCAACGCGCUUAGGGUCAGAGCGCCGUCGAAGUUCGAGUGUCCGUCCUCCCAGCAUGUCUGACGACAAGGACACGCGGCGGCGCAGGAGGUUGUCCGAGCUAGCGGGCGGCGUCUUCUACAGCGACGGCGUUGGCCUCACACAAGGACUAGACAACCCAGCUUUGGGUCUCGACACUGAGAAGGGUGCACUGGACGACCGAAAGCAGUUAUCAAGUUUCAAACUAUUGACAAUUACAGAUCACGGAAGAGGCUCAUAAUUAACUUCGUUUUUAAUAUUUUACAACAGUUUACCUUAUUUCUCCAGUAUGUUGUAGUUUAAUGUAAAUAAAUAUAUUAAGUAUUCAAGAUAGAUUUAUGUUUACUGAAAUCAACUAAAUUAUGAUUAAAAUAUAUGUGUCAGACUAUUACAGCUUCUCAAAUAUAAUAGACCAUAGAAAUAAAAACGACAAUUUUUAUGAACGAGGUCCAAAAGAGAAAACUGACUGUCUUACUGCGAGGUACGAAGGCUUAGAAUUAUUUAUCCAAAUUAAAACAAUAGUUUAAUUUUAUUUCUUUAAUAAAUUCCAAUAAAAUUUAUUCUUAAAUUAAAGACAAGGCUGUUAAAGAAAAUUAUUUUUUUAUAACCGAUGAUUUAAAGACAUCGUUAUAGCGAAAUAAAUGUGUCAACAAAUAAUAUUCGUUCCAUCAUCAAGUAACGCAAAAUGAAUAGUAAAAUUAAAUUAUAUUGCACAGCAUCAUUAUUGGAUUGGUUCUUAUGUUUGAUUGUACAUGAUUUGAAUAUAAACAAUAAUUAUCAUCUUCUUCAGAAAAAUAAAAUAGCAUUAUCUAAAAGAAGGCCUACCCCUUCGUUGUUUCACGAUAGUAAAUCUUGUUGCUGCAUCGACUGCUGUUGAUGGAUUUCCUUCAUGGUGGCGACUGGCAGCGUAGCACUAACGGUUAGCGGCGGCAUGCCCGGCAGGGACACUGGUGUCAAUACUGGAAUGCCACUCGACAUGGGCGGUGGUUGAAUGGGAGCUUGAGGGAAG
Molecule: messenger RNA, 2777 nt
Organism: Amyelois transitella
Lineage: Eukaryota; Metazoa; Arthropoda; Insecta; Lepidoptera; Pyralidae
Product: sodium-coupled monocarboxylate transporter 1
Exons: 12
Coding region: 42-2009 (655 amino acids)
Biological process (GO): transmembrane transport; sodium ion transport
Cellular component (GO): membrane
Molecular function (GO): symporter activity
Source: RefSeq, a predicted model, not a curated record